Molecule: messenger RNA, 2994 nt
Organism: Ictalurus punctatus (channel catfish)
Lineage: Eukaryota; Metazoa; Chordata; Actinopteri; Siluriformes; Ictaluridae
Gene: ngb
Product: neuroglobin
Exons: 5
Coding region: 484-963 (159 amino acids)
Molecular function (GO): heme binding; oxygen binding
Source: RefSeq, a predicted model, not a curated record
UACAGAAGGGCUUAUAGCAGAUAUCGACUCCACAACCUUGUCAUCUCACUUUGACUGCACAUCAAACUAGGCUGUGUGAGGGCACAAGCUUCAGCAAGGGGAGAGGGAACAGAGAGUGAGUGAGUGAGUGAAGGAGAGAGAGAUAGAGUGAGAGAGAGAGAGAGAGAGAGAGAGAGAGAGAGAGAGAGAGAGAGAGAGAGAGAGAGAGAGAGAGAGAGAAAGAGUAAACGCAAGGCUUUACAUGCACAUAUUCACACAGAACACCCUGAAUUCCCAAAGCCCGAGAGGGAGGCACAGAGAAAGCAAGGUCACUCUAGAGCAGAAAAAUCAAAGGUUGACCAGAAGUAAAGAUCCUUCUUGUUGUGGGAUUAAGGAAAUGGGAACUGUGGAUCAGGAAGUCCUGGUUUGAUUCAGAGGACACCAAAUUUGAUGCAAAAUUCUUGUGCCAGUUAAGGCAGAGCAACACCUUUAAUUAGUGAAAACAUGGAGAAACUCUCAGGCAAAGACAAGGAGCUGAUCCGGGACAGCUGGGAGAGCCUCGGCAAGAACAAAGUCCCUCACGGCAUCGUCAUGUUUACCAGGUUGUUUGAACUGGACCCAGCUCUGCUGAACCUCUUUAACUAUAAAACCAAGUGUGGAGUAGUGCCCGAGUGUCUGUCUAGCCCUGAGUUCCUGGAGCAUGUCACCAAGGUGAUGGUGGUGAUUGAUGCAGCUGUCAAUAAUCUCGACGACCUGGAUUCUUUGGAGGAAUUUUUGUUGAACCUGGGCACGAAGCACCAAGCUGUUGGCGUCAAAACCCAGUCCUUCGCUGUGGUUGGAGAGGCCCUGCUUUACAUGCUGCAGUGCAGUCUUGGAACAGGCUACACAGCUGCACUGCGCCAGGCUUGGCUCAACAUGUAUACUAUCGUGGUGGCUGCCAUGACCAGAGGUUGGGCAAAGAACGGAGAACACAAGUCCAACUAAGCAGUGGUAGAACAUAGAGAAAGAUUUAGCCUAAAGUUGGGCCAGAGACAACCUUGUAGUCAGUGCUUUGGGCCGAGUCGUGUGCUCACAUGCCAAGUAUCUCUAACAUAUGACAUCUGAUAUAUUUGUAGUUAAAGUGGUUAGAGAUGAUGAGUACUAUCGGUGCAAUAAUUUGUAGGUUUGAUCGUUUGAAAUACAGACAACACAAAGAUGAAACAGUUAAAGGCUGAGGCUUCACAACUGGAACUUGCCUUGUAUAUAAUGGCUUGAUGUGUCUCCAAUCUCUAAUGGCUGUUGUGCUGUUUUUGAUGUUUCUUACAUAAAUGUCAUGAAACAGAGAUUUGACUAUGCACCAUCAGCCUGUUCAACUUGGAGCAACAAUGGCUCGACUGUUUUGUCUCUUGAAACUAAAACCACAUCCCAAUCUACAAAGCUUUCUGAUUGUUGUCAUCGAAAUGAUUAGAAACCUUCGUAUGAUUCAUAAACAUUCUCUACUUUUUCCCAAGUGUGAAAGUAUAAUGUUCUCUGUAACAAUAUGGUAAGAAGAAGUAAGCAAUCAGUAACGGUUUUCAGGAAAAAAGGUAAUCUUCAAUAUCAGUAUUAUUAUUACAUGUGAAAAACCAAUGCUAAGAAUCAUUACAAAUAAUACGAUUUUUAAGACUGUUCGUUUCUGUGCCACAUAUUGAUCUUACAUUUUGUUAUUCAUUUUUUCGUUAUUCAACAAAACACGAGAAGAGACUGUUACUUAACACGAAGAGACUGUUAUGUCAUAUACACUGAUCCAAUUACACUGAUCCAGCACUGAUCCUGCGUAAUUGAUCAUCUCACUGACAAUAAGUUAACCAGUACAUUACAAAUUAAGUUUGUAAAAAGGUUUUUCAUUUAUUUUAGCAAGCACUGCUUUUGAAAGUUAUUUAUUGUUGAAUGACUGUUUUAAAUGGCUUUCACGUUGCAUAAACGGCAAUGGUGACGGACGCCUUUAAAUGUGAGCCCUAAGAUGUUAAAAAGCGAUGAUUUCCUGUUUGCUGCUAUACAUAUUUUAAAAUUCUCUCAAUAGUACUACAGAAAUAUGGUUCUCUUUAUAUAAGGAAUAUUACUACAUUUAAUAAUAAUGCCAAGCAUCUUAACAUGUGCCAAGUUACAAUGACUUCAUGUAAACCAUUACGCGUUAUUCUGCACAACUUUAUAUUCAAGGUACGUUCAUGUUGUGUGGUUCUUCUUUCUUGGUGUUAUACUAACUACUGUAUUUACAGCCUAUUUUUGUAUUUUGGUGUAUGUGAAUAGGUAUUGAUAUACUGUUACUAUUACAUGGUGGUGCAGUAUAACAUUCUUGUGUAACAUACUUUUUUUCACUCUCAAUUCUGGACUGCAUUGAUUCAAAGGGAUGUACUGUAGGCUUUGAGAUGUCACUGACACUGACAGAAAAUGAUCUGAUUUAAUUGAACCUAAAUUAGACACAUUUAGACAUAAUUAAAAUGUCCCUUUACUGAAUCUUUUUAAAUGUACUGUUUUAACUCCUUGAACCUUUGGUAGUGUUCAACGGUAACCUCUGGGUUAUUAUAGAGUUGUUCUUAUCUUAAAGCUUAAGUAUUCAGUAACUACAGUGAAAUUAAUAGUAUUAUAUGUAAUGAUGGAUAUAAAUCUGGGCCUGUGGAUGGUUCCUGAGAGUUUAUGGGGUUAAAGUGUAAAUAUACUCACAGCACUAUAAACAAACUUGUUAUGGUCUUUAUCUAUUUAUCCAUGAACUGUUGUUUGAGUGUAUUGCUAUAUUUGAUGCAGUAAUGUUCUUAAUUUUCUCGAUAUUCUGUAACUGAAGUGGAUGUCUACCUCACUCAUGUAGCUGCUGAGAACAGCGAUGAUAUGACCUGACUCCUCAACCAAAAAAUACUCACGCUUCACAAGCACUGUACAUCUUGUGUUCCUUCAAACAUGCUGUAACACACAUUAGUGGGCUCUGUCAAUCUUUUCUGUCAGGAUUUGUUUAGAGCUCAUGUGUUCAAAUGACAUGAAUAAAGAAUACUCAAUGUGUCA